Messenger RNA from Nanorana parkeri, 833 nucleotides. RefSeq names its product BCL2 antagonist/killer 1 (gene BAK1). Lineage: Eukaryota; Metazoa; Chordata; Amphibia; Anura; Dicroglossidae. Gene Ontology annotation, molecular function: protein homodimerization activity; protein heterodimerization activity. Gene Ontology annotation, cellular component: mitochondrial outer membrane. The transcript has 6 exons. The record is from RefSeq and is a predicted model, not a curated record. The coding region runs from base 154 to 768 and encodes 204 amino acids. Gene Ontology annotation, biological process: extrinsic apoptotic signaling pathway in absence of ligand; intrinsic apoptotic signaling pathway in response to DNA damage; regulation of apoptotic process.
CCUUCUGUCGGUGUGAAGGGGUUAACUCUCGGCCCGGCCUCCAGGAAGGAGUCAGCGUGGGUUGGCGGACCUGUCUUCCGUCCUAAGUCAGUCAUUUAGGGCUGUGGACGGAAGGAUCCUUCGGGAUCACACUGACCCCUCUGUCUAUCAAUCAUGGCAACUGGAGGCAGAGAAGAUACAACAGAUAACGCAGCUGUACUAGAAGCAGAAGAAGAGGAGGUGAGUCAACAAACAGAAGGAAUAUUCCUGAGUUAUGCCUUUCAUAUCUCUCAGCUUAGGACAGAAGAUGAAGAUUCCAGACCUCUUGAAAUUGAAGAUGCCAGACAAAUAAACAGCCAUAUAGACAAAGUGGGACAACAGCUGGCAUUGAUUGGAGAUGACUUGAAUAAGCGUUAUGAGGAAUUAUUUGAUGGCUUUCUGAACAACCUGAAUCCUAACUUGGAUAAUGCUUAUGACUACUUCAAAAAGAUUGCUUCCAGUGUUUUUGAAACUGGGGUAAACUGGGGACGUGUUCUAGCACUCCUUGGCUUUGGAUAUCGAUUAGCUGUCUAUGUUUGGAAAAAUGGACGGCAUCAAUUUCUUAGAACAAUUGCUCAGUGGCUUGCUAGAUACCUGGUGGAGAGUAGAAUUGUUCGGUGGAUUGUAGGACAAGGCGGAUGGGCUGCUGUACUUAAACUGACAAAUAACAGUGUCAAAUACGUUCUGAUGGCGUUGGGUGUUGUCCUUAUCCUUCAGUUUGUGAUAAAACGUUUGAGCUCAGGAUCCUGAGAAUGGAGUAUAUAUCCAUCGCUGAAGAGUGAUCUGUGAAUGAGUUUUACAGCCAAGGUCCUUAA